Phragmites australis (common reed) is the source of this 1182-nucleotide messenger RNA. RefSeq lists its product as uncharacterized. The record is from RefSeq and is a predicted model, not a curated record. Gene Ontology annotation, cellular component: endoplasmic reticulum; endoplasmic reticulum membrane. Bases 241 to 915 code for a protein of 224 amino acids. The transcript has 2 exons. NCBI's taxonomy places the organism in Eukaryota, Viridiplantae, Streptophyta, Magnoliopsida, Poales, Poaceae. Gene Ontology annotation, biological process: intracellular protein transport; endoplasmic reticulum to Golgi vesicle-mediated transport.
CCGAAUUAACACGAGGCUUAGAUUAGAUGCUACUGUACCUAAACAGUGCACGUGACAAGUGAAUUUUGACUGCAAAUCACUGUUCAGACUCAUUUUACUGUGCGCAUCUACUUCAAUCGCUCGACUGCAGAGGAUUAGUUUCCCCUCGUCCCCUCGUCCCCAACCCUCCAAAGUCCAAACACCUCCUCGAUCUCGUCGAAUCGAGCCAAGAUUCCAACCAGCAGCACUACACUUGCGGCGAUGAUCCAGCUUCUGUUCGUGGUGCUGGUGGCAGAGGCAUCCGUGGCAGCGGCGCUGCUCUUCAAGACGCCACUGCGGAAGCUCGCCGUGCUAGGGCUGGACCGCCUCAAGCGCGGCCGCCGCGCGCCCGUCGCCCUCAAGACUGUCGCCGGCGUUGUCAUCGCACUGCUCACCUCCACGCUCUACAGCAUGACCGAGAUCAGAGGCCGCGCCGCUGGCGACCCCGACUCCGGCGGCGGCGGCGGCGGGCUCACGCCCACUGACCAGGUCCUUUUCUCGCGCCACCUCCUCGAGGCGUCCCUCAUGGGGUACUCCUUAUUUCUUGCUCUAUUGAUUGAUCGGCUUCACCAAUACAUCAGAGAUCUACGUGGGUUCAAAAAGAACUUAGAGGCUAUAUCAAAGCAUAAUAAAAUGUUGGAGGAAGCAAAACUUGGAAUUUCAGAGGAGACAAAGAAGUACCAGGAAGAGAUUGCGACUCUGAAUGAGGAGAUGAAGAAACUGAAGCUACAAGUCCAAGAAAAGACAGAAGAAGUCCAUGUUGCUGAGGACAAGGCACUUGCCAUUCAAAAACAAUCUGAAGGCUUGCUGACUGAAUAUGACCGCCUGCUUGAGGACAACCAGCAUCUUCGGGAACAGCUGCAGUCAAUUGACCUCAAGCUCCCCAGUUCUUCUUAAAAGAAAAGUAUUCAAGUAUAUGAUUAUCGUAUGGUGAACCUACUGCUGUUGCAACAAAUUAUCUGUUGCAGUUUCUGUGAGAACCGAAGUUUACACCUUUCAUGGGAUACUGAAGAAACUCGUGUUGUGGUAAGAUAAUUGGAUGUUAGCACCCUAAGAACAUGCUAAUUACUAGUAUUCUCAUUUCUCAAUCUUAGCAUCUUUAAUGAACUAUCUGUUGCAUUAUAUGCCGGUACCAAAAUUAGAUUCUGAGCAUUAUAUUUUCUA